CAAUGCGCGAACCACUGUUCGGUCGCUCAGUGUGCUGCCAGACUUCCGCACCGACAGCCCUGCCACCUGCGGAUGGCAAUCACAACAACAAGUUGGCAGCCCAACCGAAUACUCCAGCUAAAUAUUCAUUUUUGUUGGCCACCAAGAGAUGUACUUUUUGACCAACAAUUCAUAUUUGCUAGUUAUGCGUGCAAAAUGUUAGUUCUGUUUCUGGUUGCCAUUGCCACACUAAGCCAAUGCCUUGCCACGUCCGCCACCAGCGCCAGCACAACGACCAACACGAUACGCAUGCCAGUGACGACACAGGACAUUAUUGCCGGUGACGUGUUCUUCGAAAUCAUCUCGCCCCAAGAUCUGGAAUACACCUAUCGACUGCGACCCGCUAAGGAUUUUGGUGUCGCCUUCUCGCAGAAGCACGAGGCGGUGCCCAUGGUGCUCACCGAUCCGCCCGAAGCCUGCCAGAAACUGCGCAAUGCGCACGAUCUGCAAGGUAGCAUUGCGCUCAUGGACAGGGGGCAAUGCUCGUUUGUGACGAAAACGCUGAAUGCGGAGGCGGCUGGUGCUAUUGGCGCCAUUAUCACCGAAUACAAUUCAAAUUCACCCGAAUUCGAGCAUUAUAUUGAGAUGGUGCACGAUAAAACCGAUCGUGAUGCGAAAAUACCAGCCGGAUUUUUGUUAGGCAAGAAUGGAAUGAUAAUACGCAGCCGGUUGCUGCGGCUGAAGCGUGUCUAUGCCCUCAUCAAUAUACCCGUGAAUUUGACCUUUACCCCGCCAGCGAAAAUCAAUCAUCCGCCAUGGCUCGGCUGGUGAGGGAAGGAGUGGAGUUAGCAGUGGGAGGCAGCAUGUGAAAUCUUAAACCAAAGUGCAUAUUUAGUCAGCGCACUUUAAUCGAACUCGACGCGCAGUUCCAUAUUAUAUUAUAUUAUAUAUGUAUAUAGAUUCUCUUCUUGUGCAUGUAUAUUUAUCGAGGCAGCAAACCAUUUUGAAUUUAUUGUUAUUGAACCAAGAACAACUUUUUUUUUGGGAUGCGUCACAAAAUUAGUUUCUUAUUAAAAAUGCCUAGUAUUGUUUACUUUUAAAGGUUUAGUAAGUAUUUUCUUUAUGUUCUGAAUUAAUAUUAUUAAUCUUGAAAAUGCAUUUAAAAAGUCGCUGAAUUUGCAACAAAUUUGACGAAGCUCAAAAUGAAUGCUAGCUUAAAUUUCUUUGGUUUAUUGGCUUUGUUAUUUUCAAAAAUUUCUCUUUGCUAUUUUUAGUAUAUUUUGUAUAAUAGAAAAACAAAAAACACAAAAACACGCGCACUUUCUACAGUAAACAUUAAUAUAUUAUUUCAAGCUGUUUUUUCUUCUUGGCAUCCACGUCGAAAUUGGCUUGCUGCCUUUAAUAUUAUUUACACUUGACUAAACAAAAACUGAAACUGAACUGAAUUUAAGUAGUUAAUUUGUAAACAAAAAGCAAUUUCCUAUAGAAAAGACAAAAACAAACACCAAACAUGAAUUGUAAAUAAAAUUGCUAAGCAAAAGACAGGUCUAAAAUUGUAAGCUUAA
Molecule: messenger RNA, 1544 nt
Organism: Drosophila grimshawi
Lineage: Eukaryota; Metazoa; Arthropoda; Insecta; Diptera; Drosophilidae
Product: PRADC1-like protein
Exons: 2
Coding region: 73-810 (245 amino acids)
Source: RefSeq, a predicted model, not a curated record